This is a messenger RNA of Cajanus cajan (pigeon pea), 2595 nucleotides long. Its product is annotated as protein phosphatase 2C 50. Lineage: Eukaryota; Viridiplantae; Streptophyta; Magnoliopsida; Fabales; Fabaceae. The record is from RefSeq and is a predicted model, not a curated record. Gene Ontology annotation, molecular function: cation binding; protein serine/threonine phosphatase activity. Gene Ontology annotation, biological process: protein dephosphorylation.
AUAUUUUCAAAAGCUGAGACUGCUCAUUUUUUUAUUUGUCAAAAAUAAAAAUUCAUCUGUGUUCGUACUGCAUAUAGUUUUGUUGAGGUUUCUGUUCCUUCUUUCAUCCCCUUCCCUCAUUUUUUCCAUGCACUGUUUUCAUUCUGUGAAGGUAAAUAAAUCACAACUCAGAUUGUUGAAUUCAUGUUAUGUCCUUUCAUUACUUGUAGAGAUUAAAUUAACUGAUUGCACUUUAGAGGAGGAAUCUAGGCAUAGAUGGUGGUGAAAGCAGAAAGUGGGUAUGAGUUGACAUGACCAAAAUUAUUUGCCUUUCUUUUGAUAUGAUUAUUCAUUUUGAGGGUGGUGAAGGCUUCUUGUUGUUGACACAUGAAAGGAACAGAAGAGGUAAAACCAGGGCAAGGAAAUUUCAGUGGCUGGUGUGACUUGCCUCAGAUCUAGGAAACCCUCUUCUCAUAUGUGGAUCAUAAGGUGGAAUACAGAAAGUCCUGGUUGAUAAAAAGCCCAAAACAGGAGUUUGGUUCUGAACUCCUUAAAUUUCUUGCCGUAGGAGCCUUCUUGGGGUUUUGAUGCUGAUUGAAAUUAUAUCAUAGAAAGGAGGCUUUAGGGAAAAGGGUGGAAAAAGUGGUUGAAAGGGAUAGCUGCUUGUAGGAUACUGGAGGACAAGAAGGCUAUUGCUACAAGGCAAAGUAAACCAAUGGAGGAAAUAUCUUCGAGUGUUGCAGUGCCUUUUACACUUGGUGUUGGAAAUUUGAUUCAAAAGGAGUCUGCAGUGACUACUCACAUGGAGAUAACUGGGCUGAAGCUUAUGGCAAAUACCGCAGCAGCAACUUUGAUGUUGAAUCCUGCGGUGGAGUGUUGUCAAUCAUGUUCUGUUGGAAGUGAAAACCAUGCAGAUAUUAGUCUGCAGCAUCAGAUUACAGUAUCUGCGGAGGUAAAGGAGAAUCAAGUUGGAACUUCCCUUGUCUCAGAAAUGGUUAUCGAAUGUGAGAGUAAUUGGGUCUUGAAUGAAAGCCAUAAUAUGGCUAGAAAGGAAGAUGAAAUAAUGUUAGCAGUGGAUUUUCAGUGUCUUCGUAAUUCAAGCUCUCAACCUGUGGCUAAUGGCAAAAGUGCUCCUUGUAGGGAGGAAGCUGUGUUGUUGAAGACUAGUUAUUCUGAAAUAGAUUCACCAAUCAUCAUCAAGGUUGAUGAUGUUGAUAUUCAUGGCAAGUCUGGGAUAAAGGAGGCAUGUCCAUCAAUGAAGCCGGUGGAGAACACAGUUUCUGUUGCAAUGGAUAUUACUAGUGAGGAUCAAUGUGGAUCAGAUGAGUCGGAUCCUAAACCAUCUGCUAUGCCUCUUGAUCAGUUGCCAAGGGAGAAUAAAACAAUGAGAACAAGCAACCAGAAUGCUUUGGAUUUGAAUAGUGGCCCUCUCUGGGGUUGCUCAUCAAUUUGUGGAAUGAGACAAGAGAUGGAAGAUGCUAUUUCUGUUAGGCCUCAACUUUUUCAAGUUCCUUCACAGAUGCUAAUGAAUGAUCAUGUGAAUGAGAAUGAUAAACAUUCACUAGCCCACUUUUUUGGUGUCUAUGAUGGACAUGGGGGCCUUCAGGUUGCUAAUUACUGCCAGGAGCAUCUUCAUUCGGUAUUGAUUGAGGAGAUAGAGGCUGCACAAUCAAGUUUGGUGGAAACAAAUGCGAGAGAUUGGCAAGACCGUUGGAAGAAAGCAUUCAUCAAUUGUUUUCAGAAAGUAGAUAACGAGGUUGGAGGAAUUGGUGCAAGAAAUAGUGGAAACAACAGUGGUGGAUCUGAGUCUAAUAUUGAACCUGUUGCUCCCGAGACUGCUGGCUCCACUGCAGUGGUAACCAUUUUAAGUCAAACCCACAUAAUAGUUGCAAAUUGUGGGGACUCAAGAACUGUCUUAUACCGUGGAAAAGAAGCCAUGCCGUUGUCUUCUGACCACAAACCAAAUAGAGAGGACGAGCGGGCAAGGAUAGAAGCUGCAGGAGGAAGAGUCAUACAUUGGAAAGGAUACAGAGUUCUUGGUGUCUUGGCAAUGUCAAGGUCCAUAGGUGAUAGAUACCUGAAACCAUGGAUAAUUCCAGAUCCUGAAGUGAGUAUUGUACGCCGAGAGAAAAACGAUGAGUGUCUUAUUCUAGCAAGUGAUGGUUUGUGGGAUGUAAUGACAAAUGAAGAAGCCUGCGAGGUUGCAAAGAAACGAAUCCUUCUUUGGCACAAGAAGUAUGGUGAAAACGGAGCUACAGAACACAGUGAAGGAGCUGAUCCUGCAUCUCAGUCUGCUGCUGAGUAUCUAACUAAACUUGCCAUCCACAGGGGAAGCCAAGAUAACAUCUCUGUAAUUGUGAUAGACUUAAAGCCUCAAAGAAAGAUUAAGAGAAAGGCAUGAAGUGAUGUUUUUUGCAUCUGGAAUGUCUUCAUUUAAGCUAUUGAUUUAUUGUAUUUUAGAAUCAUUGGCACUUUUUAGUCCGUCAGUUUUUCGCCAGGGCUAAGUUAUAUAUGCUAAAAUUCGCACUGUACAAGGAUACCUUUGUGAGAGCUUUCCAAGCUUAAAGUUUUUUUUCUUUUUUUUCUAUAAAGUUUAUGACCCAAUAUUUUGAGUUA